Messenger RNA from Fusarium tjaetaba, 591 nucleotides. Its product is annotated as PHO85 cyclin-1. The record is from RefSeq and is a predicted model, not a curated record. The coding region runs from base 1 to 591 and encodes 196 amino acids. NCBI's taxonomy places the organism in Eukaryota, Fungi, Ascomycota, Sordariomycetes, Hypocreales, Nectriaceae. Gene Ontology annotation, biological process: regulation of cyclin-dependent protein serine/threonine kinase activity. Gene Ontology annotation, cellular component: cyclin-dependent protein kinase holoenzyme complex; nucleus. Gene Ontology annotation, molecular function: cyclin-dependent protein serine/threonine kinase regulator activity; protein kinase binding. The transcript has a single exon.
AUGUCGUCCUACUCAACAGUUUCAGAAUCUCGGAGUGUGGGCCGGCCAUUAACAGAUGCCUUCGUCGACCUUUAUUUCAUGAACUACAUCACCACCAUAGCGGCUGACGCAGUGCCUUAUUUGCACCAAAGACCAGAAUACUCCGCAAAUACAUGUAGCUUCAUUGCAAAAGGUCCGGCAACAGACACUCUGCCCUGCUUGUCGUCCUUUGUCCGCACUCUCGUGAUAACAUUCAAGUUACCUAGAGCCGUUAUGAUUGCGUCUGCGAUAUAUCUUGGUCGUUGGCGUCUUCGACAUCCUGGAGCAUCUGGACCCGACCCCAGUGCUCCAUAUUGCUUAGUCCUGGCAUCUAUGAUCAUAGCCGUCAAGCAUCUGUACGAUGAUCCUCCGCCUAAUGCUCGAUGGGUGAGGUUUCUGAAGAAGAGUGGUAUUCACUAUUUCACCUUGGAGAACGUCAACGCGAUGGAAAUUGAGAUGCUGUACGACCUGAGGUGGAAUGUCAAUAUGUCUUCUGCAGAUGUACACAGAGUUUCGGAGCCUGUCCUCUUUGUGCUUGGGAGCGAACUGCUUAACUAUGCCCAACAGUAUUAG